This is a messenger RNA of Aureobasidium melanogenum CBS 110374, 4233 nucleotides long. RefSeq lists its product as uncharacterized. Gene Ontology annotation, cellular component: proton-transporting V-type ATPase, V0 domain. The transcript is spliced from 6 exons. Gene Ontology annotation, molecular function: proton-transporting ATPase activity, rotational mechanism. Gene Ontology annotation, biological process: proton transmembrane transport. The record is from RefSeq and is a predicted model, not a curated record. Lineage: Eukaryota; Fungi; Ascomycota; Dothideomycetes; Dothideales; Saccotheciaceae. The coding region runs from base 1 to 4233 and encodes 1410 amino acids.
AUGUCCGACUCAGAACUCGCCCCUGCCUUUGCGCCAUUCUUUGGCAUGGCUGGCAUUGCUUUUGCUAUGAUCUUCGGCUGUGUUGGAGCCGCAUUUGGCACAGCAAAGUCCGGUAUUGGUAUCGCUGGUGUCGGUACUUUCAGAUCCGACCUGAUCAUGAAAUCGCUCAUUCCCGUCGUCAUGUCGGGUAUUAUCGCCGUCUACGCCCUCGUUGUCGCCGUCUUGAUUGCUGGUGACAUGCGUCCUCCUCCGGGCACCCACUACAGCUUGUUCACAGGCUUCAUGCACCUUGCCUGCGGUCUUUCGGUCGGCAUGACUGGUCUUGCUGCCGGAUACGCUAUUGGAAUCGUCGGCGAUAUGGGUGUGAGAUCGUACAUGCAGCAAUCACGAAUCUUUGUUGGCAUGGUUCUGAUUCUCAUUUUCGGCGAAGUCUUGGGUCUAUACGGGUAUUACAAGCAAGAGCCGAGUCCUGCUUCUGCGAGGCUCCACCGCAAGCUUCACGCACAAACCGAUCGUCUGGUAACAUGGGGUCUGGAAUGGGCUGAAGAAACAAACGACAGCAUCGACGAGUCCAUCGAACGAGCUGGUUUGACCGAAAAUGUGACCAAUAUCCUUGGUAAUAUCAAGGACAUUCUCGAACAAGCCGACAGACUGUCAUCAUAUAAUCCUGCAUCUGACAAGGUCGUCUUCAACCAAGAUAAAUACGAGGAUCUGCUACGCGAUCUGACUUCUUCUGUUGAUGUUCUCUAUGACCUUUCGGCUUCUCGUAGAGCCAUCGCAAGAGGUACAUACCCCAAUCUGAGCGACCACCCUCACGAUAUCGCCAAACAUGGUCUUCAUAUGUCAAAAACUCCAUUCGAUGCCGUCAGCUUUGCUUCUUCGGAAAAGACUCUCGUCAACACGCAGUUCACACGACCCACUCUUUCGCCAUAUGCUGGACUCCCAGCAAGCAUCAACCCGCAGGCUUUGAUGCUACCAGUAGAAGGGCCUCCGCCUUACGAAUACUUGGGAGUUCCAUCGACAGCUAGAAUGAUGGGUCGCUUGAGUAAGACUCUGGCCCCCGAAAGCGUUCGCAAUGUGUUCAGGGACGUCACAGACGAGUAUGUGUGGGUCAUGGUUGAAUUUGAAAACUAUGACCCUCUAUAUCGUGACACAGGCGUGUCCCCACCACUUACACGAGUGGAGAAGCUGGCUUCCUCUCUAAACAUGUUAUCCAAUAGGGGAAACUUGAGGCUGCUCGGCUACGUGGAAGAUCCUCAGCAGCCUCGCAUAGGGCUGGUCUACGACUAUCGUACUAUUCAACCGCAACAAUCUGCAGAAAUUCGCCCCGUCACUCUUAUGGGCCUAAUCUUAACAGCAACCCAAGCCAAAAGGCCAGUCGAUGUUUCCAAUGCCACUCCUUUCCUGGAAGACAGAUUUCGCAUAGCAUUGCGUCUUGUGGAGAAAUUGAGAGAUCUGCACGCCGAGAACUACUUUCAUGGAAACAUACAUAGCGAGAGCGUCGUUUUCCUGCAACAAGGUCAUUCUCUGCAACCACGACAAAGCGAGCUGCAUCGGCCUGUCCUGUCAGCAUUCGAUAUGUUCUCCAGGAACAGAAUCGAGUAUGGCGAUUCUUCGCCAAUUUCCAACGUCACAAAACAUCCAGAAGAUACAGGAGGUGAGAUUGACGAUGUUACGGCGAUUCGUUAUGAUCUCUACCAAAUAGGUCUCGUUCUGUUGGAGAUUGGUCUUUGGAAUCCCGUUAAUGACUAUUUCAAGGAGAAGUACACGCUCAAGGAUUUCAAGCUCAGACUGGAGAAGCUUUACAUACCAAAGCUUGCAAGCAAAUGCGGCUCGCUGUAUAUGCGCGCAGUACAGACUUGUUUGCGUUGGGCAGACAAUGACGACGUUGGACACGUUGGCGUAGAGGCCGUAUACGACAGCAUUCUUGUCAAACUUCAGCGUUGUGUCUUGCUAGACGAGACAGAACCUCUAGAGAUCACUCAAAUUCCAGCUGGUUUCUUGCAGGCUCCAAGCGGCCUAGAGGGUUUACAAACAGCGAAGAAGAAGCGCCGUAACAUUUCGCCUGGACGUCACAUUGCAGACCCUUCAGAGCUCAGAACCGCCGAGAAGGCUUCUGUCGCAUCGUAUCCAUCUGCCAUUUCGAGUUCUGUUGGACCACGUUCACCUAUCCUUUCGAUGCUGAGCGCCAAGUCAAACCGAUCAAACUCAACAAGCGCGGACUCAAACAAGCACAUUUCCCAAUCCGCAACCCAUGCCUCGACUACAACCCCAGCCCCUGACCUUGAUCGAUUUUCUCCUGCACCCGAUGCACAGCCAAAGUCUGUGUCUGAUCCGUUUCCCUUCUCGUUCCGCGACUAUCGUCGUAAAGUUGUGCUGAUUCAGUCACGAUGGCGUGCGAGAAGAGCCGCUUUACGCCGCGGGGCUCACGAAGAAGCUCAGCCUUCGCAGUCACAGACCGACCAUCCACCCGUUGCUCCAGCGAGCAAGUGUCGCUUGUUCCCUAUCUCUCUUCCACAGACAAUUGUGGACGAGUGGCACUCAGACAUCGGCUUCCGUCUUUCUUGCAUCAUUGAGCGAGCACUGAAAGGCUCUACCGAGUCCUCAAGCAUCGAUCUUGUCAGUGUUGGCCAUGACGCUUUCACGGCGAAGCCUACUAUCGUUGUGACGUGCACAAAUACAGCAAGAGUCAAAGCCGCACUCAAGCGCAAGUUCCACUAUGAUCGAACCAUGUUCGAUCUCAAGGUUCGACAAGGCUGUGUGUCUUUGUCGAGAGGCAAGUCAAGGAGUUAUGGCAAAGGAGACAUCGCCAAGCGAAGUCAUGUAAGAGGCGACGGAAGCGAAAGUAACAUAACACCAAUGAACCCUUUCUGGCAGGAGCGUCCUCUCUGCGGUGCAUCCAUCGGUGCAUACUUGCCUGAUCACGGUCAUCUUGAACCAGUAUCGUUUGGCGGUAUAGUCAAGGUAGAUGACAGAGAAUACGGCAUGAGCGUGCACCAUAUGCUGGAACCUCCGACUGAUGAAGAAGACUCGGAUUCGGAUAUGGACGAUCAGGCCAAUCAAGGUACCCAACGAUCAAGUGCAAGAGCCCUUAGGUCAACCCCGCCCCACCUUACGACAAUAGCAAAUCAUGAUCAUGGCUACUUGAGUGAUCUUUCUUCAGUUUCGAGUGGUGGUUCUGAUGACGACGGCUACGAAUCAUCAGAUUUUGAGAGCGACGUCUCUGAGGACGAAGACGCAGGCGACAGACCCGGUGUAGCAGUGUCAUCAUUUUACAAUGUACAAGUUACCCAGCCAGCAUUUGGCGACGCUGUGGCCGAAGACCUUCACGCCGAUGACGCUACUACAGAAGAACUAGAUGAGGACCACCUGUCCUCUUAUAAACUAGGCAAAAUCUAUGCAUCCUCGGGUCUUCGUCGCUUGAACGAAGGGGGAAAACGCUAUGAGAUUGACUGGGCUCUUCUUGAGCUUGAUCCUCCUCGGCUUCAGCCAUACAACUUAGUCCAAGGGGGACGGCGGCAUUGCAAAUCACCUGUAUCCUUUAUACCCGAGCUCAAAACUCCGGUCUGCAGACGCGAUAGUCUGUAUACAGCAGAAGAGGACUGGUAUCCCACCGAAAUCAUGCCUGCGUCUAACUUCGCGAACCUGGAAGUUCACUGUCUAGGCAGGACAUCAGGUCUCAAGACCGGCAUCAUUAGUGCAGCACAAUCUUUUGUUAAGAUCAAAGGACGCAGAAACUUUUCUCUGAGCUGGACAGUGGUAGGGGAUUUCGGAAUCGGCGGCGACUCGGGUGCAUGGAUAGUGUCCAACACCACUGGUCAAGUUGCGGGUCAUGUCCUCGCUGAACGUACGGGCUUAACAUACAUGUGCGCUAUGCAUCUUCUGUUCGACGACAUACGACAGACGCUCAAGGCUUGUAGCAUAAGCCUUCCUGGCGCCAGUGCGACAAUCACUGCAACGGACGAAUUCGAUACAAGCGCAAGACAAGGAGCCGUGCACACAACCCUUCCGACGAGGGAGAAGAUAGCCUUCGCCAGGGAUAUAAGCUUUCCCUCAGAAGACGCCGACGAAAGGAAAAGGUUCUACGAAUCUUCUGCAUCAAGAGCGAGGAAAAGUAAAGCCGCCGACACUACAGCGAUGAAGUUACGCAGUCAACAACGAAUAGUCGGUGGACGCAGAUUCUUUCCAAUCGAGGAUAAUACACACCCAACCAAGAAGGAAACGCAGGUCUGA